AUGACUGGAGAUCUGGAGUCCUUCACCGACAUUGAUGAUCAAUACCGCUUUCAAGUCAAGUUGGGAGACGGGAAGAAGCUAAAAGUGGAAGGAACAUGCAUAGUUGUUGUAUGCACAGAAGAAGGUAACAAAACUCUCAUACGAGAUGUUUUGUAUGUUCCGGAGCUAACUCUCAAUCUACUUAGCGUGGGACAACUGAUGCUGAAAAAUUACAAGCUAUUGUUUGAUAAUGGCUAG
Molecule: messenger RNA, 237 nt
Organism: Linum trigynum
Lineage: Eukaryota; Viridiplantae; Streptophyta; Magnoliopsida; Malpighiales; Linaceae
Source: the annotation of a GenBank genome assembly